UUACUACAGCGAAUCUACCAGCAGAGAACAUCUCUGGUUUACUAUCUGAACACACAUCUGGUGUCUAUUUUGGUUGGGCCAAAUUGUCUACUCGUGGUAUCUACAAGAUGGUCAUGAGCAUAGGAUGGAAUCCGUACUUCAAUAAUACGGAAAAGACAGUGGAGCCAUGGCUUCUCCAUGAAUUCGAUGAUGAUUUCUAUGGGGAGGAGCUACGCCUUGUUGUCGUGGGCUAUAUAAGGCCAGAGGCUAAUUUUCCAUCACUUGAUAGCUUGAUUCAGAGAAUCCGUCAGGAUGGGAGGAUAGCAGAGAAAGCCCUUGAGCUUCCAAUAUACGCAGGUUACAAAGAUGAUCCAUAUUUAAAAAAUUCUUUUCAAUUGAACAAUUGUUGCUAAUGGUGGAGAUGAAGCAACUAUUAUUUGGAAAUCGUAAUCUCUGUCAAAUAACUACACCAUAUUACAACGAGCAAACAUAGAAUAAAACACUCUUAUAUUGUUUGCAUUUAAUAA
Messenger RNA from Phalaenopsis equestris, 506 nucleotides. Its product is annotated as bifunctional riboflavin kinase/FMN phosphatase-like. The record is from RefSeq and is a predicted model, not a curated record. NCBI's taxonomy places the organism in Eukaryota, Viridiplantae, Streptophyta, Magnoliopsida, Asparagales, Orchidaceae. The transcript has 3 exons. Gene Ontology annotation, biological process: FMN biosynthetic process; riboflavin biosynthetic process. Gene Ontology annotation, molecular function: riboflavin kinase activity. Bases 108 to 392 code for a protein of 94 amino acids.